Acaulospora morrowiae is the source of this 668-nucleotide messenger RNA. Lineage: Eukaryota; Fungi; Glomeromycota; Glomeromycetes; Diversisporales; Acaulosporaceae. The record is from the annotation of a GenBank genome assembly.
AAGAAAGGAUUGAGCGUGUAUUGCGUAAAGUUCAAAAAGGACAAUAUGGAACGAAAUCAGUACCUAAGCUUACUGCUCCCUUGAAUCAAUCACAGAAUCAAGGGCAAGAACCUUCUCCACCGCCACUUUCUCCAAGAUCACAGAAUCGUACCAGAAUUAGCUCAAGAUUGAGUCUCAUUGAAGUCAUACCGGAAGAACCAGAGCUAUAUCCACCGCAUUUAAAAAAUUUGCACUCAACAACAGAGGAACUGCAAUCCCCACGCGGUCGACAUCCACCAAAUACAAUUCAAAGAACACGAAAACGUUCAUCUUCCGCCACAUCGAAUAAUUCUAUUGGAUCAAACAGCUCACUUAACUCAGUUGCUACAUCAAGCACAUCAACACAAGGGCAUUCACCAGUGCUGGACGGUAAUUGGAUACUUUCGGAUAAUUUGGGGCUGCAAGAGUUGCUGAUAUUAGUGAGAUCGAGAGUGGAUAUAAUUGAGGUUAAGGAAAGGCGACAAAGUGGAUGGUACAUAAAUGAUGAUCCAGAAAAGAUUUUGGAGAUAAUCGGAACUAUAGAAAUUAGAGAGGAAAUUAAAGAGGUGUAUGAAGGCGUUAAUAAUGAAUUGGACGAAUUGGAACAGGAACUGGACCAAAUAAUGGAAAAUGCCAUAAAAGCUUUCUAA